Molecule: messenger RNA, 2581 nt
Organism: Panonychus citri (citrus red mite)
Lineage: Eukaryota; Metazoa; Arthropoda; Arachnida; Trombidiformes; Tetranychidae
Gene: TM9SF2
Product: transmembrane 9 superfamily member 2-like
Exons: 1
Coding region: 141-2144 (667 amino acids)
Biological process (GO): protein localization to membrane
Cellular component (GO): membrane
Source: RefSeq, a predicted model, not a curated record
GGAUCCAUCUGGUGAAUUUGGGUUUUAAUUUUUUUCUUGCUUUUCUGUUGAUUAUGAGUUAAUUACGAUUUUCUUUGUUGAUAAUUAAGCGAUUAUUUUUAUUCUGGUGAUUCAUUGAAAGAAAGUAUCUUAGAUGUACAAUGGACAUCUUGUUGACUUUACUGUUAAUAUUGUCAUCAAUUUUGUCAUGCUGGUCUUUUUACCUUCCUGGUUUAGCUCCAGUAAAUUAUUGUGAAAAAAGCCAAGCCACGGACACUUGUAAAUCGGAAGUAAAAUUAUAUGUUAAUCGUUUAUAUUCUGAGGAAUCGGUAAUUCCAUAUGAGUAUAAUCGUUUUGAUUUUUGUCAGGUUCAUGAUGAAGAUUCACCGGUUGAAAAUCUUGGUCAAGUAGUUUUCGGUGAGAGAAUAAGAUCAUCACCUUACAAUAUUUCUUUCUUAAGGAGUGAAGAUUGUAAAUUACUUUGUGUCAAAAAAUACGAUUUCACCAGUUCAGCUGAGCAAAAUGAGGAGAAAUUAAAUUUCCUGAUGAAAGGUAUGCUCAAAAAUUAUGAACAUGGUUGGAUUGUGGACAAUAUGCCAGUUACCUGGUGUUAUCCAGUUGAGGGUGAACAACAAUAUUGUUCAAUUGGUUUUCCUAUGGGCUGUUAUGUUGACAGUCAAGGUAACCCUAAAGAUGCCUGUGUCAUGAAUCAAAACUAUAAGAAAGCUGAUACUUUCUAUUUAUUCAAUCAUGUUGAUCUCCAAAUAACCUACCAUUCUGGAGCUGAUGAAGCUUGGGGUGUUGGUUUUGGAAGCAAAGGUGGCAGAAUUACACGUAUAAGAGUAACCCCAAGAAGUAUUAAACAUAGUGUAACUAAUGAUCCUAAGAAUCCAAUCGAUUCAAAAAGCUGUUCAGCCAAUUCUCCUCCGAUGGAGAUUAAAGCAAGACACCCAAGAAAUGAGCCGAUCACAAUUUACUACACUUACUCUGUUCACUUUAUAACAGAUAAUUCAAUCAAAUGGUCUUCUCGCUGGGAUUAUCUAUUGGAAUCAAUGCCUCACACUAACAUCCAAUGGUUCAGUAUAUUAAAUUCAUUGGUAAUUGUUUUCUUUCUCACUGGAAUGGUGGCCAUGAUUCUUUUGAGAACAUUACACAAAGAUAUUGCUCGUUACAAUCAGAUAGAUUCUGAAGAUGAUGCCCAGGAAGAGUUUGGAUGGAAACUCGUGCAUGGUGAUGUAUUCAGAGCUCCUCGUCACUCGAUGCUUUUAUCCGUUUUCCUUGGUAGUGGUGUCCAAGUAUUUUGUAUGACUUUAACUACCCUUUUCUUUGCCUGUCUUGGUUUCCUUUCUCCCGCAAACAGAGGAGCUUUGAUGACCUGUGCCAUGGUAAUGUUUGUCUGCCUCGGAACACCAGCCGGCUAUGUUUCUGCUCGAUUGUACAAAAGUUUCGGAGGCUACAAAUGGAAAAUGAAUGUUUUUCUUACCGCAUUACUUUCACCUGGAAUCGUUUUCUCAAUCUUUUUCGUUCUUAAUCUACUUCUUUGGGCAAAAGGUUCCUCAGCAGCUAUUCCUUUUACCACUUUAAUUGCUCUUCUUGCAAUGUGGUUUGGUGUCUCUUUGCCUUUAACAUUUGCUGGUGCCUAUUUUGGCUUUAAAAAGCGUCAAAUUGAACAUCCAGUCCGCACUAAUCAGAUUCCAAGGCAAAUACCUGAGCAAACUGUUUAUACUCAACCAGUACCCGGUGUUAUAAUGGGAGGUAUUCUACCAUUUGGUUGCAUCUUUAUUCAACUAUUCUUCAUCUUGAAUAGUAUUUGGUCAAAUCAAAUGUACUACAUGUUUGGUUUCUUAUUCCUAGUUUUCAUUAUUCUUGCAAUCACUUGCAGUGAGACCACAAUUCUACUUUGCUAUUUCCACCUUUGUGCUGAAGAUUAUCAUUGGUGGUGGAGAUCAUUCCUGACAAGUGGUUUUACAGCCUUUUACCUAUUUCUCUAUUGUAUUCACUUCUUUUUGACCAAAUUAACCAUCACCGGAACCGUUUCAACAAUAUUAUACUUUGGAUACACCCUCAUCAUGGUAUUUCUAUUUUUCCUUCUUACUGGUACAAUCGGUUUCUUUGCUAGUUUCUGGUUCGUUCGUAAAAUCUACAGUGUUGUUAAAGUUGAUUGAAACCUUUGUCGUGUAAUCAGCUAAUAAUAAUAAUCACUAUCAAUGGAAAAUGAUAAUGAUGUUAUAAAGGACGAGAAAACAAAGGAAAAUUAAUGCCAAGAAAAUUAGUGAAAAUCAACGUCAACAUCCAAACAUCACCUUCAUCAUAAACAAUGUAAUUUUCAUUGCGCAGAACCGAUUCAUCUUAAUCGAAGAUGAAAUUACUGAUUAAGUUAAACAAUAACAUUAAUAAUAAUUUAUAUAUACAUAUAAUCAAUUAAGAGGUUGUCUAAUUAACUGGUCCUCAUAAAUUUUCAUCAUCAUCAUUAAAUUUGAAAUAACAAACAAACUAAAUUCAACAAUCAGAUACAUAUAACUAUGACCAAAACUAUUAAACUUGAGUAAAAAAAAAAUCAAUUUAACAAAUGAAUAAAAAAAAUGUCAUAAUUUUUAAAUAA